This is a messenger RNA of Prorocentrum cordatum, 1412 nucleotides long. Lineage: Eukaryota; Dinophyceae; Prorocentrales; Prorocentraceae. The record is from the annotation of a GenBank genome assembly.
AGGUGUCUGAUUACGAUAUCUAAGGUUCUCUCCCAGUGGCCCCGUGUGGCGCCAUGUGGGCUGAGCAGUUUGCAACGGCGGGCACUGGAGGUGCGUCGGCGGCACCGCAAAGCCGGGCAGUUAGAUGCGCGAAGGCUGGGAAUACAGAGGACAAGACAAAUAUCGACCUCUCUUUGCGCCUGGGUGCGAUUGCACAUCAGAAGCUUCGUCUCCUCUGGGCGGCAUGCACGUCGCAGUGUGGGAUCAGUGCGGAAGGAACUCUAUGGCAAGCAAUGCAGAAGGCGCACAACGAGGAGUGCCUCCCUCGCGUGCGCGACAGGAGUAGGCAUGGUCUCGGCCCACCUGACACGUUCAACCUUACGGCCGCAUGCAGCACGCUGGUGGAGACGGCCUCAGCUGAGGUCAAGGGCGAGCUGACGGAACACUUGGCGAAGUUCAAGCCUGGUAGUCGAGAGGCCCAGCACAUGGUUGGCCUCUUCAGGACGGAGAAGAUGCACGACAGCAAGAAGAAGAGGCUCACCAUCGCGAUGAAGAACGAGAAGCUGGAGCACACAAUCUUGUGCGCGGUGGAAGUUGCUGAGAAGAAGACGGCAUGGUCUGGUCCGCGCCCUGCGGGCCAUCUAGGGAUCGAGGGCCAGAAGAUCCUCGAGACGAUGGCGGCAUAGGAGUGUGGCCUGCUGGUGUCGUCCUGUGAUUGGUGGCGAAAGGAGGCGUCGGCACUGACGCAAGUGACCAUAGUGAGGGCCAGUGGCUCAGCGUUGCUCGAUUUGUCUGCCUGUAAUGUGUUGUGCCACUUGGGGCUGCAGGUAGGGCAGGAAGCCCGACCCGUGCUUGGGCCUCUUGUGAUACGCGCGCGCCCGAAAGGAGGGCGACCGAGAUUGAACUUGCAGGCAGUUUAGCGAGUUCUACACGUGGCAGAUUGUGACAUGAGUUUUUGUGCGUCCUCGUCUCAGUCGCAUAGAGGCAGACGUUGUGUCUCUGAGUUUUUUGGGCUGCGGCGUGGGUCCAUCCUGUGGUCGUUUCGUCCCUCCUCCCUCCUCUCGCCCGUCCCGCUCCUCCUGGGCCGUCGGCCUCUCCUCCCCCCUCGGGGGCCAUCUCUGGCUGGGGGCUGUGUGAACUGCUCUUUCCUCGGUGUCCGCGUGCGGAUGCCUAGGCAGGGGCCUUCGCCUCCCUCGGCUUGUAAUGGCGCCCGCUCGCUCCCUGUCUUCCGCGUCGUUGCUGCUUGCUGGUGGACCCUGUGCGCACCCUUCGGCAAUGGCCGUACACGGGCUACGCCCGAAGCUCGGGCUAUGCCGUUCGUGUCCCACGUGUCGUGUGGUGCCGAGCUUACAGAGGUGAGGGGGUAACCCCACAAUACUCCGAAGUCCGAACUGACGUUGGACUCUCAUGGAGCGCUGCCGCCGCCGCCCCCU